Molecule: messenger RNA, 2394 nt
Organism: Alligator mississippiensis (American alligator)
Lineage: Eukaryota; Metazoa; Chordata; Crocodylia; Alligatoridae
Product: C-type lectin domain family 12 member B
Exons: 8
Coding region: 57-926 (289 amino acids)
Cellular component (GO): plasma membrane
Molecular function (GO): transmembrane signaling receptor activity
Source: RefSeq, a predicted model, not a curated record
AGUCCUGCACGGAGGAGCCAUCUGUACCGUGAGCAGCUCUGUGCCUCACCGCCGGCAUGUACGAGACCCUACAGUUCUCCAAGGUCCCCUCUGGAAGGACCCCGACCCACCAGGCAGAGGAGGCAGCCCCUGCAGCCCCAGGCAAGGCUGACGGCAUCUAUGAUAACCCCUACCUGAGCCCGGUGGCUGAGGGGCUGGCGGGGCCCGGGGCCCAGCAGUGCAGAGAGCCCCGGCGGAGUGUGUUGCCCCUGCCCCUAGGCCUGCUGGCAGCCUGCCUGGCCCUGCUGGUCACCACCAUCACCCUGGGGGUCUUCUACUGGCAGAAGGAGCAGCUGCUGGGACUGGCAGAUGUGGCAUUGGUGCAGGCUCAGGAGCAACUGCAGCCAGCCCGAGAGGAGCUGGUGCAGGCACGACAGGAGUGGAACCGCAGCCAGGAAGAGCUGCAGGAAGCCAAAGCGAAUCUGCUGUUGGCGCAGGGGAAGAUCCAGAACCUGCAGCAGCAGCUGAACACAGCUGUGAGAGCUCUGGCCACCGCACGGCCCUCCCAGGUCAGAGACUGCUGCCCGGAGACUUGGGUGCUGUAUCGUGGGAAGUGCCUGUUCCUCUCCAAGGAGGAGAAGACCUGGGAACAAAGCAAAGGCGAGUGUGAACAACAGUCCUCCCAACUCCUCAUCCCUCGGGACUGGGACCGCACGACAAUGCCGAGCUUUCUCACAAAUGUGGAUACCUCGUACUGGAUUGGUCUGCGGCAAUAUGGGGACAGUCGCGGCUGGAGGUGGAUCGAUGGGACUCUGCACCCAGAAGGUGAGAAACUUCAAGGUUAUGGUUCUUAUGGAGCAAUUAAAGGCGGCAGGAUAGAGAGAGCAGGCUGGUAUGGUGAUAAAUGCCACUGGAUCUGUGAGAAGCUGGAUGGCUGCCCCAUGUGAACUUCAGAGACCAUCCCCAGAGUAUGAAGACAGAAGGAUCUGUCGCUCCUGCUGCUCCAGCAUGACUGCACCUCGUGCGCUUCCCUCAGUGUUCCCAGGACUCAGCAUUUCCUGCUCUCCUGGCCUGGCCCUGCCUGGAUGCCCUUGCCCAGCCACCUCCAACACCUUCAUCCUGCCCGUCCCACAGCCCAGACCCAGGUGGGCUUCUUCACACAGCUGCAGCACACUGCAGACUCCUCUUGAGUCUGGGAUCUCCCAAGAUGACCAGGUCCUUCUCCAUAGCACUGCCUCCAGCCGUGACUUGCCCACUCUGUGCCUGUGUUCAUGAUCCUUCCUCCUGAGAACAGUGCGGUGCACUUGUCCACACUCAAUUGCAUCCUGUCAGCUCCAGCCCAGGUUUCCAGUCUUCUGAGAUGCAUCUGCACUGCGCUUGCACCCUUCAGGGUGUUCACAGCCCUUCCCAGCAUUGUGUCAUCUGCAACUUGCUCCAGAAGCUUUCUGUGCCAGUGUCCAGAGCAUGAAUGGACAUGUUAAGCAGCCCCAGGGCCAGGACAGCCUCCUCUGGGGCUCUGCUCAAAGUCUUCUGCCAACCGGACAUGGGCCCAGUCAGAAUGACUGACUCUUUCACUGGCGGAUGUGGAGCCAGUUGUCUUCCCACUGUAUAGUAGGUUUGUGCAGCCUAUGCAUCUCCAGUUGAUUUAGAAGGAGGUCAAGCAGGACUUAGUCCAAAGCCUUGCUGAAGUGCAGACACAUGACCCCCAUGACAAGCCCUUUGUCUACCCCUGCAUUUCAGUUACUCUGUCAUAGCAAGAGAUCAAUUUUGUUGGACAUGAUUUGUUUGCUGUAAGCCUAUGCUGGCUGUUUGGGACCAGUGUUUGUUCCUCCACGUACUUGCAAACUGCUUUCCUUAGUAUCUGCUCUGGUAAUCUCCUGGGGAUUGAGGUGAGGGUGACUGUUUCCUUUUGGUUGCUCUUGUGGUUUGGAGUGAGAUUAAUUGAUUAAUGAGACCAUUCCAGGCAUUACUCGAUAGCUGCAUUAGCAUACACAAGAGCAAGGACUUACUGGUACUAAUGAAGACAAUGCUUAUGCAACCUUGGGAUCAGGAGGAGCAGGUCUGCUGCCCAGGUCUCUCUGCUUCCUGGGGACUCUCAUUGAGUUUUGUUUUUUUUCUUCUGAGCUUCAGGAAACGUCAGUUUGUCACUUGCCCCAGUAAUAUUUAUGGGUGGUUAAUUUGACAUGCUAAUAAUUGAUCUCUGAUAGGUUUAUUUAAAUGUCUUUGUUUCACUGGGAGUUUUGGAAUUGGAUGGAAGCAGAUUUCAGUGGUCCUGAGAAAGGUGUCAAGGGGUCAAUUUAGCUAAGGCUCCUUAUUUUUAGGUGUCUGACCCUGGUCUGUCAAUCAUCUGAUAAUCUUUACUGCAAUCAAGAUCAUAUUCAUUAAUUGCAAUAUAUAUUUUUUGUGAUAGCAGAA